AUGCAAGGCUCUACGUGCUCCUCAUGCCUACUCCUCUCUCGGUCCCGAUUCCAUCGGCUCCUGAUCGAGCUGCAGAAUGGCCGGCGCAGAGUUCACAGCAGACGUUCACGUCAGAAAGCCCAACCGCACCCAAACGCUGCCGAAUCCUGGUACUGGCAAACCACCCCUCCCACUCGGACGAACCUAGCUGCGGCCGACCAUUUCUUCAAACACAACAGUCCCACAAGGAUCUGGACCGGCGAAGGCUGGCGGGACCGACAGAAUGAUUCCCAGGAACUGCCCGAAAUCAUAUUCCUCGGGCGCUCGAACGUCGGCAAGUCCUCUAUCAUCAAUGCCCUCACCUCAUGCGAUAUCAAUCGUGUCAGCUCGGUGCCGGGAGCGACCAAGGCAAUGGCUGCGUGGACAUUGGCAGCGAAAACUCCCGAGGGCGGAGCCAUAAAAGGGUGGGAUGGAGACGUCAAUCCCAAACUCACACUGGUCGAUAUGCCAGGAUACGGACAUGGAAGUCAGACGGAAUGGGGCAAUUCGAUUGUCGAAUAUCUAUCCAAGCGAAGGAAUAUUAGGAGGGCAUUCGUGCUCAUCGAUGUGCUUCAUGGAAUUUGGGAGCGAGAUCUUGACAUCCUGAAAAUCCUAGGCUCCUCUGCGAUCCCCUAUCAGAUUGUCGCCACGAAAUGCGACAGGUUCGCACACUUAGAAGACAUAGAGGGAGAGACCCGCUCGGCCUUCACGAAGAUCCGGUCCGAAGCAUACUUGGAUGUGGAUGACAGCCUUGGGCUGGGCGAGAUUAUCGCCACGGGAUUUCUUGAUGGCAUUACAACCAAGAAUUCGACGAGGAUUUGGAGGGGAGCCGCCUUUGGAAUUCCGAAUCUACAGUGGGCGGUGCUGCGCGCCGCCGGUCUUGAAACGUAUGCCAUGCAAAAGGCAGAAUCCCACGGUGUGUUGAAGAAAUUUCCGGCGGAAGACCGAGUCCUCUCAUCUCAGGAAGACUCCAUUUCCGAGGAUGGUGGGCAGGAAAGCUCUCAGAACGAGAGUUCAAAAAUGUUUAGUAUACCAUCGACAUCAUCGGGCCCUGAAACCAGCGUGAGCGUCGAAGACUUCUUGCGCGAUAUUCUGAACUCUCCUCUGCGGCAAGCUUCCACCCGGCAACCACCUAAGCCGGCAUCAAAGCGAGCCAAAAUCUUCUUUUCCCUCACAGAAGAUCAAUACAUGCCUUCACACAGCUGGAAACCUUCCAGCCGCAGUUCCCUUCUGGACGACUGGCUAGAAGAUGCCGAAAGCCCUUCAGACAUGGGAUCAUCCUACACCGGUAACAAGCGUCAAGACUACAGUGCAGGCAAGUUCAAUGAGACAUCGGCGACCAAGUCAGAUGCGGCCCGUCGUCGCUCCUCUACCGGCAGCUCGGCACCGAUGUGGUCUCAUGAGCGUUCAGACUCCAGGACCUCACCCGAUCCCCGUGGCACAGCGUCGAGCCGUGAUCAACCAGCCCCAAGCCGCAAAGGAGUUGCGCACACAGUGGAUGCUUUGGGAGCAAUGUCGCGUCCGAGCUCUAACACAGACGCAAACGCAAACGCACACCACUCUCAACCUCCUAUCAGCGGCGGUAAAGGAGUCUUGCGCGGCAUGGACGCCCUGGAGGCAAUGUCCGGCUUCGACUCUCGACGGUCUUCAAAUCCGAAGUCUCGCCCUCUGCAGGCCAGCAAAGGCCAUGGCAACGGCAAAGGCAAUGGCAAAGGCCAAUGGUCGACUCGAGGCACCAACCCAUCGAGUCCGUCGGCCUAUCGAGACCGACACCCGGACUCCACGCGCAAGGAGCAGUCUCGACCUGCUGCGCCCGGCAAAGGAAAAGGCGUGACUCGUGGCAUGGAUGCUUUGGAGGCCAUGCUUGGAGGCGACUCGGCGCACGGGAGAAAGACGGGGAGCCAGCGUCGAAAGUGA
Molecule: messenger RNA, 1935 nt
Organism: Capronia epimyces CBS 606.96
Lineage: Eukaryota; Fungi; Ascomycota; Eurotiomycetes; Chaetothyriales; Herpotrichiellaceae
Exons: 1
Coding region: 1-1935 (644 amino acids)
Cellular component (GO): mitochondrion
Molecular function (GO): GTP binding
Source: RefSeq, a predicted model, not a curated record